AGUGUCACUUGACGAAGGAAGAGGAAGAGAGAGAGAGAGAGAAAGGGAGAAAUAGAGAGGAAAAUGGACUGAUUCGGCGACGAUAGAAGGGUUUGACACAGGAAAGAUGACCGUGGACGACCGGUGUUUCUUCAGCAAGUGUGUGGUCCAGCUGGCCCGCACUCUCGCUAAAAUAAAGCCGACGCCACAGGAUAAGGUUGAGAAGCUCUUAUCCCUGUGUCCAGGGGAAAGUCACGGAGGAGUCUACCGCGUGGACCAACGAGGACAAGAUGCUGUGGUUGCACUAGGAGUGUAUUUUCUUGAGUCUGGCCUGCAGCACGAGGCUUUAAUCCUCCAAUACCUUCUCCGACUGCUUCGAGCUCUCCCGAAGGCUGUGUGGCUGGACGAAAAGAAAAUUAACUUGACGGAUCGCAUACCAGUUGCCGAGCGUUUCAGCUUCUUGCUCACAACACUUCUGAGUGAUGUUGCCGCUCAGAGUGAGACUGUGCGCGAUGAGAUUAUCAAUACACAAAUCGAAGUUCUGUCAACCCUGACAAAUGGCAUCAUUAGGAAUGUGCGAGAUGACCAGCUACGCUCAAGCAAUGCUAAAAUAUCCCUAUGCCGUGGAACAAUACCAGUUUUAUUGGGCCUGGCCCGUGCCCUAGGCAGAUCAACAUCAGGAGACCCUCUGUUUCUACGCAUCUUCCCGGCUUCAACCAUCCCAACACCCGUGCCCGCGGAAACUACACAGAUGGCGAAGAAGAAAAGCUUCAGUAACUUUCGUCCCAUCAUUCCAAGGUCAUUGUCGUCCACCUUGCCCUCCUGUCCUGACGUGGUUUCACUCGUCAGUGUAGAUAGCGACCGGGACAUUGGUUUACGAGUCCCUGGAGGAGCCCCAAACAAACGUCCUUCGCUGCAGUCUCAGCAGUCUGUUCCCUACGAUCCGAAGGUGUACUUCUUUCAGAAAUAUGGAUCCAGCUUUGGGGCAAGCUUGCCUCAGGUUGCCCAGUAUGAUCACACAUUAAUUUUCCCAGUGCAGCAUCUACAGACUGUUCUAGCCAAUGCAAAGAAGCUCUUGGCAAAGGAGGUACUAGCAGUACUUGAUGAGGUAUCACGUGAAGUUUUCAGCUCUGGCCAGAUCAAGAUGUUCCCUUAUAGGACUCUGCGAGAGACUAUUAACUUGGUCAUGGUAACACUUCUGAGGGAACUUCUGGCCUAUCAGAAAGACUUGCCGGUGCCAUUCACAAGAGACGUCCAAGACUUUGUGAAGAGCCUCUACCUGUCUGGCCAGACUGAACUUGCAGGACAGCAGCAGGAAUCAGGAGAGAAGGACGACCCUGCUGUGAAGACUCAAGCUGUUAACACUUUUAGGAUCAAUGUUCAGGCAAAUGCUGCUUGUGUUGAUCUGUUGGUAUGGGCUAUUGCUGAUGAGUCAGAGUCAGACCAGGGCUCAGAACUCUCUUUCCUUCUGUCAGUUUUCACAAAUCAUCUCCAGAUGCAAGAUGUUGAUGGUAACACAGAUGCCGAGAGCCUCUGCAAUCGACUGACAGAGAAGCUCAACCUUCCUCAUGGCCAUCGACUGGUUUUAGCUCACAUGCCACUUCUCUUGGUUUGCUUAGAGGGUUUGGGAAAGCUAGCGAACAAGUUUCCAAAUAUUGCCGGGACCAGCAUAAAUUACCUGCAGGACUUCCUUGUCAGUCCAUCGCCGAUUCUUCUCAAGCUACACCGUCAACAGUCAGAUUUCUUAACACCCCAGCAAGGCAAUUUGACUGUCAAAGUAACUGGAGACGGGGCAAACAGACCAGUCUCAGCCACAGCCACAGCCCUUGAGAGGCUGAGAGAUGCUGCCAUUGAGAACCUGUGUGUGGCUCUGAAGGCAGGCUUAACAGUGGACCCUAACACAGUUCUGGCCUUCAUAUCUUCCAUAUCCGGAAGGGAAAAGGCUGGACAUGACCGUCUUCCUGAAAGCGACAACAUUGUGAUCUCUCAUACUGUGGUAGUAGCACUGGGACAUGUGGCAGUGGCACUGAAGGACUCACCACGCACCACAGAGACCAUUUUGCACCAGUGCCUCCUACAGCGCUUCUGCCGACCACCGUCUAUCCUUGACACUCUCAUUGUUGAUCAGCUGGGGUGCAUGCUUCUGGCCAAGAAUGAUCCUAAAGUGUGUGAUGAGAUUAUGGAACAGUUUAGUAAGAUUAUCCUGGAGGCAAGCAGUGGGACCUACGGUGUGGGUGCAGGCCAAGACCAGCGCAUGAAACAAUAUAGGCAUGUCGCUACUGCAGUUCACAAUGCUCUAGCAAAUAUUGCAGCAAAUAUUCAAGGUGAAGCUGAAAUGGACAAGCUAGUAAUGCGACUUCUGGAACUGUUUGUGAAGCUGGGUUUGGCAGCUAAACAAAACUCAGAAAAACAUCCUGCAGUCUUGAAGGCAUCAAGCAGUGCAGGAAAUCUUGGUGUGCUCAUCCCUGUGAUUGCCGUGUUGGUUCGCCGUCUUCCACCAAUCAAGGAACCGAAACCUCGCCUGCUUAAGCUAUUCCGAGACUUCUGGCUUUUCUGCAUUGUGAUGGGCUUCACUCAGCAGGAAUCAGGGUUAUGGCCUGCUGAAUGGUACAUGGCUGUGUGCGAUAUUGCUGUCACCUCUCCUCAGUUACUCUCCCGAACCCAGCACCGCUCUGAAAUGAAGGAGCUCUAUUAUACUUAUGCAGUUCGUGAUGAGUCGGUGUCAGUGGGAGAAUUGGGUGAACUACGACAACAAAUUCUCAGUCUCCUUGAGCAUCCUACAGACGUCACCCCGGUGGUCAACAAGUUAUCUUUCGCUCAGUGCAUUUAUGUGCUGUCUGUAUAUCGAGUAGAAGCACUCAGAGUAAGGAGCUCUGCAGAGACAAGUUUUAUGCCAAUGUUCGAGUACCUGCUGGACCCAGCCAUCCAGAACGACAAAUGUGAUAUGUGGACUUGCAUCAACAGAGUGAGUGAGAAAGUAUUCAACAUAUUCCUUGAGCAAGUGAGUCACCAGCCUCGAGAUGAAAGGCAAGAAAAGCUCCUGGUGCUUCAUGCGCAGUUUCUUCUGACACACUUCAACCACACCCAGGCACAGAUCAGGCGUGUGGCUGACAAGCUGCUGUCAAAACUUGUUGACAAGUUCCCACAGCUCCUGUGGAAUGGCAAUGUGCUACGAACCCUCCUAGACAUUCUGCAGGUCCUGGGCUACUCUCUACAGCUAGACCCUAAUGAUGCCAACCCAACUAUUCCUAUUCCUGAUACACCUUUUAGCAUCACGCUUAUGGAUACUCUUGAGUAUAGGGAGAGAACCGUUAGCGACUUUGCUGCACGUUGCCAAGGUAUCCUUCAAGAGGCAAUGAAAUGGGCUCCAGAGGCAACUCGGUCCCACCUGCAGAAUUACCAGACACACAUCGACCAAUCCAAUCUAACGUCACACUCUGGCUUGGCCCUGGCUACUCAGUCAGUCAUGCAGUAUGCAGGUCUUGGGACACCUACACACAUGAGCCAUACUGCAACCAUGGACAAGCGCAACAAAGGUGCGACAGACCUCACCUCCUCCUUCAUGAAGUCAUUAAGCCUGAGAACACACUAUCAGGGUGAGAUAUCAGGGUUGCUUCUGAUGGUGAGAGACGAGAGUCAACGAGAACAGCUGAUCGCCAAGCUCCUUGGUGACAUAAAGGUGGCUUGUGAGAAGAAGAAGGAGGUGGACUUCAGACAGGGACUCUGGAGGGCAACUGGGCUCAUGAUUUUCUCAGAAGGCAUCAACCGCAGGCUACUUCGUCACAUUUGCUCUGCGUGUCUAGACAUGUUCACAGAAGAUGCCAUGGAAAACAGCGUGGCUUGCUGGCAGUGGAUACUUUCAGCUCGCCAUGACAUGACACUACCUUUUAUGCAGGAGAUGAUAACAGCUUGGCAGGAAAGUGUUGCGCGGCGUUUGGGCCUGUUCUCUCGUCAGAUAGAUGAAGUGAAUCCCCUUGCGGCAUACGAAGGCUGUAAUCUUGA
This is a messenger RNA of Penaeus indicus, 3981 nucleotides long. Its product is annotated as phosphatidylinositol 4-kinase alpha-like. Lineage: Eukaryota; Metazoa; Arthropoda; Malacostraca; Decapoda; Penaeidae. The transcript is spliced from 24 exons. The record is from RefSeq and is a predicted model, not a curated record. The annotation marks the transcript as partial.